Molecule: messenger RNA, 761 nt
Organism: Dermochelys coriacea (leatherback sea turtle)
Lineage: Eukaryota; Metazoa; Chordata; Testudines; Dermochelyidae
Gene: S100Z
Product: S100 calcium binding protein Z
Exons: 2
Coding region: 6-359 (117 amino acids)
Cellular component (GO): cytoplasm
Molecular function (GO): calcium ion binding
Source: RefSeq, a predicted model, not a curated record
UACCAAUGAUUUUUGUUCUCUAUCCUAGAACUGUUUCACUCCACAAUAUGCCUACACAGCUGGAGAAUGCUAUGGACACCUUGAUCAAGAUUUUUCACCAUUACUCAGGCAAAGAAGGGGACAAAUACAAACUGAAUAAAGGAGAACUCAAACAGCUCCUUACCAGUGAACUCACUGACUUCCCUUCAUGCCAAAAGGAUCUCGAGCUGGUUGAUAAGAUCAUGAAAGAUCUGGAUACCAAUAAAGACAAUGAAGUUGAUUUUAAUGAAUUUGUCAUUCUGGUUGCUGCUUUGACUGUAGCAUUCAAUGACUUCUUUGAGAAACAGCUAAAGCAAAAGAAAAUUGGAAAUGAUACGUAAAUGAACCACUCAGACACAAAUGUAACUGAAUCAUGCUUCGUUAGCGCUCAUCAGCAUUUUGUGACUACACACUAUGUCGUGUUAAUGUUAUUAAAUCGUAAGCGCCAGGUCAUCAGUUGGUGUAAAGCAGUAGGAUUCUGCUGACUUCAGUUGGCCCAUAUUGAUUUUCACCACCGGAGAAUCUGGCCCUAAGUAUCUAUCUAAAAUUUAUUUUCUGCUUUUUUUAUAUCAUAUAUUUGUCACUUCCCUGAUGCAAGAGCUCUAGAUGUUAGUUCAUUUGACUGAGUUUCUGAGUUUUCACCCUGCUACCCGUAUUCACCCCUUUUUCAUCUACCCUGUCCCACAUCUAGAGUGCUGCCCCCUCCACUGGCAUGCAUUCCUCUGGAAACUACAGUUUGCUGU